AUGAGUGUGCAGGUCUCAAAAAAGAGACAAAGAGAGAACAAAGACGAUAAAGCGGCCACGAAGUCAAAGGCGGAGCCUGUCUCUGCCCCAGUAGAGGAGACAAAAGAGUCCGAGAGUGAGUCAGGGUCUGAGCAAGAUUCCGGGUCUGGCUCCGAGUCCGAAGAAGCAGAAGAUGAGAAAGAGGUCGAGGCUGAAGAAGACGACGAUGACAUACCUACUGUUCAAAAGAAGCAGAAGACGUCGGCCAAGAAGGAGGCGGAGUCGUUCUCGAACGCCAUGAAUGCCCUUCUUGACACGCGUUUGAAGGCAUACGACCGUAGGGACCCUAUCUUGGCCCGUUCAAAGAAGGAGUUGAAAAAGUUCGAGGACGUGAAGCUUGAGCAGAAGGCGAAACGUCUGCUUCUUGCCGAAAAGAAGAAGAAAUUGACUGCCAACCGAAACAAGGACCUCUUGCCAAAGAACGACGCCACUGCCAGACAGGUGCUCCAACACGAGAAGCAGUUGAAGAAAACUGCCCAAAGAGGUGUGAUCAAGUUGUUCAAUGCCAUUCUCAUGACGCAGACCAGCACCGAGUCCGACAUGAGCCACGAGACCGGCCUUGUGGGCCAGUCAAAGAAGAAGGAGCUCGUCAACGAGAUCAGUAAGGAGAAGUUCCUCGACCUGGUGCAGCAGGUAGGAAAAAAAUAA
Molecule: messenger RNA, 687 nt
Organism: Pichia membranifaciens NRRL Y-2026
Lineage: Eukaryota; Fungi; Ascomycota; Pichiomycetes; Pichiales; Pichiaceae
Exons: 1
Coding region: 1-687 (228 amino acids)
Biological process (GO): maturation of 5.8S rRNA; maturation of LSU-rRNA
Cellular component (GO): preribosome, large subunit precursor
Source: RefSeq, a predicted model, not a curated record